AUGGCUUCUCGCUGUGAGCUUCUUCUGAUCUGCAUCUUCUCUCUCUUCUUUGCUCUUGCUCACUCCAAGACGUUGAAGCGAGAUGUGAAAGCUUUGAAUGAAAUCAAAGCGUCUUUGGGAUGGAGAGUGGUUUAUUCAUGGGUUGGUGAUGAUCCUUGUGGAGAUGGAGAUCUUCCACCUUGGUCUGGUGUCACCUGCUCUACACAAGGAGACUAUAGGGUUGUCACAGAACUAGAAGUUUAUGCGGUUUCGAUUGUUGGACCUUUCCCUAUUGCAGUAACAAACCUUUUGGAUUUGACUAGACUGGAUCUACACAACAACAAGCUAACCGGUCCAAUCCCUCCACAAAUUGGGCGACUGAAACGGCUGAAAGUACUAAACCUGAGGUGGAAUAAACUACAAGAUGUGAUUCCCCCUGAGAUUGGGGAGCUGAAGAGACUAACACAUUUGUACUUGAGCUUCAAUAGUUUCAAGGGAGAAAUUCCAAAAGAACUGGCUCUUCUUCCCGAGCUUCGUUAUCUCUAUCUUCAAGAAAAUCGUCUAAUUGGUAGAAUUCCUGCAGAACUAGGGACGCUGCAAAGCCUCCGCCACCUAGAUGUUGGUAACAACCAUUUGGUGGGAACUAUAAGGGAGCUCAUCCGUUUUGAUGGAAGUUUCCCAUCUCUUCGCAACCUGUACUUGAAUAAUAACUAUUUGAGUGGAGGCAUCCCAGCUCAGCUAUCGAAUCUUACAAACUUAGAGAUUGUGUACCUGUCUUACAAUAAAUUCAUCGGAAACAUUCCUUUUGCCAUUGCUCAUAUUCCUAAACUGACAUACCUGUACCUUGAUCACAACCAAUUUACUGGGAGAAUCCCAGACGCAUUCUACAAGCACCCAUUCCUUAAAGAAAUGUACGUUGAAGGUAACAUGUUCAAGACAGGUGUGAACCCUAUAGGUACCCACAAAGUUCUUGAAGUUUCUGAUUCCGAUUUUGUGGUGUGA
Molecule: messenger RNA, 981 nt
Organism: Microthlaspi erraticum
Lineage: Eukaryota; Viridiplantae; Streptophyta; Magnoliopsida; Brassicales; Brassicaceae
Source: the annotation of a GenBank genome assembly